Messenger RNA from Penicillium nucicola, 1308 nucleotides. RefSeq lists its product as uncharacterized. Lineage: Eukaryota; Fungi; Ascomycota; Eurotiomycetes; Eurotiales; Aspergillaceae. The coding region runs from base 1 to 1308 and encodes 435 amino acids. The transcript has a single exon. The record is from RefSeq and is a predicted model, not a curated record.
AUGGCUGAAUCCUUUCCAGUACACCCUCUCGAGGAUGAUUUUCCACUGGACAUCAUCUCCCACAUCAUCUCCGUCCCCCCAUACCGCGAAUACCCACAGGCCAUAAUUGACGAGCGAAAAGGUGUUCGCAUUGCAGUGAAGCAAUACAUCCCACGCCAAACAGCAACCCCAGCCACCAACGACCCAAUCACCAUCAUCGCAGCAGGCGGCUUGGGCUUCUUUAAAGAACUGUACGAGCCGCUCUUCGCAGAAAUAUGCCUGCAAGCCCAGCAGUCCGGCGUGUCCAUCCGCGCAAUCUGGAUAGCAGACAUGUUCAACAUCGGCGAAAGCGCACAAGCCAAUAAAAACAAUCUAGGCUGCGACCCUGCAUGGCUAGACCACUCGCGUGACAUGUGGAGUAUGAUCAAUCAUUUCCAGGAGGAAAUGCCCAAGCCGAUUGUCGGGCUUGGGCAUUCGAUGGGGUGUAACCAGCUGGUUUGUUUGUCAGCGUGGCAUCCAACGCUGUUUCAUUCUUUGGUGUUCGUCGAGCCUGGGAUUGAUCUCCAGUAUGGAGGGCCGAUGGUUUGUCCGUGGAGGUUUCAGACGCUGCAGUUGAAGGAGUGUUGGGAGGAUCGGGGGAAGGCGGAGACGAGACUGGUUCAGUUUCACAAGGCCCAGAAGUGGGACUGCAAGACUUUGGCGCGGUUGAAGCAUUUUGGCAUUUUGAGGGAUAGGGAUGGGGAUGGUCAGGGAUUGGAUUGGAGGUUUGCGACUUCGAAAUACCAGCUUGUUAGUUUGCUUGGUCGCCAUAAUCCGCUGCAGAUUGGUCUCGGGCCGGGUGGUAUUGAUGAUAUAACGCUUGAACAACGACAGUUGAUCCCUGACUGUGAUCCGGAUGCCUGGAAUGAGGGUUCCUUUUAUCUGGCUGAGCUGAAACUGGCCUGGGAGGUUCUACCAAGUGUGCGGCCUUGGGUUUUAUAUGUUAAUGGAGGGAAGUCUCCUGUCUUUGGAUGUCCACGGACUCGCGAUGAACGGGCUAAACGAACUGGAACUGGUGUUGGAGGUAAUGGUGGGUUGAAGCUUGGGGCUGUCAAGCAAGUGAUUGUCGAUGAUGGUGAACAUGGCAUGGUGUUUGAUCGGAAUAUAUUCACCGUUACAAGUCAUGUUGUCCGGUGGCUUGUCAAAGAGUCUGAGCGCUGGACGAGCGUUCACAAGAAUCAUUUGGAUACUUGGCAACAGAAGAGCUUGGAGGAGCAGCAGUGUGUUGGCGGGGAAUUUGUUGCUGCUGUAAGCCUGCUAAUGCAACAGAAGAAGAUGGCAAAACUAUAG